This is a messenger RNA of Danio rerio (zebrafish), 3194 nucleotides long. RefSeq names its product actinin alpha 3a (gene actn3a). NCBI's taxonomy places the organism in Eukaryota, Metazoa, Chordata, Actinopteri, Cypriniformes, Danionidae. Gene Ontology annotation, molecular function: calcium ion binding; protein-containing complex binding. Gene Ontology annotation, cellular component: cytoplasm; actin cytoskeleton. The record is from RefSeq and is marked provisional.
UCAUCGGCCGGUGGGAGCUGUAACCGCAGGCAGGGUCUCUGUCUUCUCUCUCCAAACCCGCACGGGACUCUGUAUGUUGAAUUAAGAGGUCAAAAAUAAGGUUGUGUAGGUUGAGGGGAAACUAAGCACCCCAGGGAAGACGGCAACAUGACAGCGGUUGAAUCGCAAGUGCAGUACGGGUCUUACAUGAUGACCGCGACUGAGGAAUACAUGAUCCAAGAGGACGACUGGGACCGAGACCUGUUCCUGGACCCGGCCUGGGAGAAGCAGCAGAGGAAGACCUUCACUGCUUGGUGCAACUCUCACCUGCGUAAGGCAGGGACACAGAUUGAAAAUAUUGAGGAGGACUUCAGGAAUGGACUCAAGCUCAUGCUGCUGCUGGAGGUUAUCUCAGGUGAGAGACUCCCUAAACCAGACAAAGGCAAAAUGCGUUUUCACAAGAUCGCCAAUGUGAACAAGGCCCUAGACUUCAUUAGCAGCAAGGGAGUCAAGCUGGUGUCCAUCGGUGCUGAGGAGAUUGUGGAUGGGAAUCUGAAAAUGACCCUAGGUAUGAUCUGGACCAUCAUCCUGCGCUUUGCAAUCCAGGACAUUUCAGUGGAAGAGACCUCUGCUAAGGAGGGCUUGCUGCUGUGGUGUCAGAGGAAGACUGCCCCCUACAGGAACGUCAACGUGCAGAACUUCCACAUCAGUUGGAAGGAUGGCCUGGCACUUUGUGCCCUCAUCCACAGACACAGACCUGACCUCAUCGACUACUCCAAACUGCGCAAGGAUGACCCAAUUGGCAAUCUCAACACUGCUUUUGAUAUUGCAGAGAAAUUCCUUGACAUCCCUAAAAUGCUUGAUGCAGAUGACAUUGUGAACACUCCAAAACCUGAUGAGAAGGCCAUCAUGACCUAUGUGUCAUGUUUCUACCAUGCUUUUGCUGGUGCAGAGCAGGCUGAGACAGCAGCUAACAGGAUCUGCAAAGUCCUGGCAGUGAACCAGGAAAAUGAGAAGCUGAUGGAAGAAUACGAGAAACUGGCCAGCGAGCUUCUGGAGUGGAUUCAAAGGACCAUUCCCUGGUUAGAGAACCGUGUGGCUGAGCAGACCAUGCAUGCCAUGCAGCAGAAGCUAGAGGAUUUUAGGGAUUAUCGUCGUGUGCAUAAGCCACCCAAGGUUCAAGAGAAGUGUCAGCUGGAGAUCAACUUCAACACCCUACAGACCAAGCUAAGGCUCAGCAACAGGCCUGCCUUCAUGCCUUCCGAGGGCAAAAUGGUUUCAGAUAUCGCCAAUGCUUGGAAGGGUCUGGAGCAGGUUGAAAAGGGCUAUGAGGAGUGGCUGCUUACAGAAAUUCGUCGUCUAGAGAGACUGGACCACCUGGCUGAGAAGUUUAGGCAGAAGUCAACCCUACACCAAUCGUGGACCACUGGAAAGGAGGAGCUUCUGUCUCAAAAGGACUACGAAACAGCCUCUCUGAUGGAGAUUCGUGCUUUGAUGAGGAAACACGAGGCCUUUGAGAGUGACUUGGCUGCUCACCAGGACAGAGUAGAGCAGAUCGCUGCCAUUGCACAGGAGCUCAAUGAAUUGGACUUUUAUGAUGCUGCCACCAUCAACGCCCAAUGCCAGGGCAUCUGUGACCAGUGGGACAAUCUGGGCACCCUGACUCAGAAAAGAAGAGAAUCACUGGAACGUGUGGAGAAACUUUGGGAGACAAUUGACCAGUUGUAUUUGGAGUUUGCCAAGAGGGCAGCACCCUUCAACAACUGGAUGGAUGGGGCUAUGGAAGAUCUGCAGGACAUGUUCAUUGUGCACAGUAUUGAGGAGAUUCAGAGUUUGAUCACAGCACAUGACCAAUUCAAGGCAACCCUACCAGAAGCUGAUAAGGAGCGCAUGGCUAUCAUGGGCAUUCAUAGUGAAGUCCUGAAGAUAGCUCAGACUUAUGGAAUCAAGAUAGUGAGUGAGAACCCCUACACCGUGCUCUCUCAUCAGAAUAUCGUCAAUAAAUGGGAAGCUGUGAAGCAACUGGUUCCAAUGCGUGACCAGAUGUUGCAGGAGGAAGUGGCCAGACAGCAGUCCAAUGAGAGGCUGAGGCGCCAAUUUGCUGCUCAGGCCAAUAUCAUUGGACCUUGGAUCCAAACCAAGAUGGAGGAGAUCAGCCAUGUGUCUAUUGACAUUGCUGGUUCCCUUGAAGAACAGAUGAGCAAUCUUAAAACAUAUGAACAGAAUAUCAUUAAUUACAAAUCCAACAUUGACAAACUGGAGGGCGACCACCAGCUUAGCCAGGAGGGACUUAUCUUUGACAACAAGCACACCAACUACACUAUGGAGCAUGUCCGUGUGGGAUGGGAGCAGCUCCUCACCACCAUCGCUCGCACAAUCAAUGAGGUUGAGAACCAGAUCCUGACUCGUGAUGCCAAGGGCAUCAGUCAGGAGCAGCUGAAUGAGUUCAGAGCCUCAUUCAAUCACUUUGACCGGAAGAGAAAUGGCAUGAUGGAUCCCGAUGACUUCCGUGCUUGCCUGAUUUCUAUGGGUUAUGAUUUGGGUGAAGUAGAAUUUGCACGCAUUAUGACUCUGGUGGACCCCAACAACACAGGAGUUGUCACCUUCCAAGCCUUCAUUGACUUCAUGACCAGAGAGACAGCCGAGACAGACACCGCUGAACAGGUCAUGGCCUCCUUCAAGAUUCUGGCUUCUGACAAGGCGUACAUUACAGUGGAGGAGCUGAGAAGGGAACUGCCACCAGAACAAGCCGAAUACUGUAUCAGCCGCAUGACCAAGUACAUGGGCGGUGAUGCUCCUCCAGGCGCGCUUGAUUAUAUCUCCUUCUCAAGUGCUCUGUAUGGAGAAAGUGACUUGUAGAGCCCUUCUUGUUACCCAACAUCCCCUACACCUUUUCCCUAAAUUUAUGAAACCUUAAAAACAUCUAACUCCAAGAACAAUGUCAAGAUGUAAAGAACGACUUUACUGCAGCGAUCUGACACCAGUUUAUAUUCAGUGAAUUACUUUGAUGAUUGACACCCAUCAAUUGCUGUCUGAUCUAUUAGAGGGUAAUCUUUUGUUGUGUUAAGUGCUCUCACAAGCCGAUAGGAGAUUAAAGAGGGUGAAAACCUAGCAGUAUCAUUAGUCAAAGUGGCACUGUUAAUAGGAGACAUCUGCACUCCUUUCAUGCAAAUGGCUUAACUAUUGGAGGAAGAAAAAUAAAUGAUCUUAAAGAA